Messenger RNA from Crotalus tigris (Tiger rattlesnake), 3600 nucleotides. It is a transcript of the gene LYPLA2, whose product is annotated as lysophospholipase 2. Gene Ontology annotation, cellular component: cytoplasm. Gene Ontology annotation, biological process: protein depalmitoylation. Lineage: Eukaryota; Metazoa; Chordata; Lepidosauria; Squamata; Viperidae. The transcript is spliced from 10 exons. The record is from RefSeq and is a predicted model, not a curated record. Bases 184 to 882 code for a protein of 232 amino acids. Gene Ontology annotation, molecular function: palmitoyl-(protein) hydrolase activity; carboxylic ester hydrolase activity.
GAAGGGGGGUGGUGGUGGUGGUCGUCGGCGCCUGGGACAAGCCGAGAAGGGGGGCUUGUUCCGCAACGAGGAGAAAGCCCGUGGAGGAGAGAGGGCAAAAGGCGGAUAUUGGAGAGAGGCAGACGGUCCACAUCAAGUCGGGCUCUUACACCACUGAGCGUUGGGUGUGAAUUGUAUAGUUGUAUGUGCGGUAACAACAUGUCUGUCCCCCUCCUUGCUGAUGCUGUGACCGUUUCAGGGACAGAGCGGGAGACUGCAGCGGUCAUUUUUUUGCACGGGCUCGGUGACACAGGGCACAGCUGGGCUGAUGCUCUGUCUUCCAUCCGGCUCCCUUAUGUGAAAUACAUCUGCCCUCAUGCACCCAGAAUCCCUGUCACUCUCAACAUGAAGAUGGUUAUGCCCUCCUGGUUUGAUUUAAUGGGGCUAAGUCCGGAUGCGCCAGAAGAUGAAAAUGGAAUUAAAAAAGCUGCUGAGAACAUUAAAGCUGUAAUUGACCAUGAAAUUAAAAACGGGAUCCCAGCCAAUCGGAUCAUCUUGGGAGGCUUUUCACAGGGUGGCGCCCUCUCCCUCUACACGGCGCUCACUUGCUCUCACCAGUUGGCUGGCAUUGUGGCCCUCAGCUGUUGGCUCCCCCUGCACAGGACCUUCCCUCAGGCAGCAAGUAAUGGUGUGAACAAAGACAUCGCCAUCCUGCAGUGCCACGGUGAGAUGGACCCAAUGAUACCGGUGCGCUUUGGAGCUCUCACUGCAGAGAAGCUGAAGGGGUUUGUGAAUCCUAGUAGAAUCCAGUUUAGAACCUACCCAAGAAUGAUGCACAAUUCUUGCCCUCAGGAGAUGAUGGCCGUGAAAGACUUCGUGGAGAAGCUGUUGCCCAGGAUUUAAGCCGAGCUAGUCAAGACUGUUGCAGGGAGAGGAGACAGAAGUCACCAGCUUUGAUCUUGAACCCUUGACCUGUUGGCUGCAAUUGGAAGCCAUGGCAAUCCACCUCCUCACCAGUCACUCGUCUCCUUUCUCGAGCCUUCCCCUCCUGCCUGCGCUGUCCCCCCCCUCCUGUGCAAAGGGGGGAGGAGAGUGUCCUUCUCUCCCACAUGGCGGGUGAAGGUACCAAGUGGUUUUAAGGUACAGCUGAGAUCCUAAUCUUGCAGAUUAUUAUUUCAGUCACCUUUCAGUAUUUCCCUGUUCUCUCUCCUCUUUCCUGUUUUGUCUCAGCACCCUCCCAAUCCAACCCCCCCCCCCCAAAUCUAAAUGUAAACUGCCUGUGGCUGUGGCAGAGAACUGCGUGGUAGCCAGAGGCUUAAAGCAAAAGGUAUUAAGAGACGGUGUUCUGGCUAUUACCAUACUUUCAAAGGAGUUUUACAGUUCAGUCUUCUGAACUGUCCACCAGGCAUCCUUCCCCCUUCAUGAUGCUCAGCCCGUCCCACUCCAUAUUUCACUGGGACCAUUUCAACUAUGCAGGCGGGCUCAGCUUUCUCCGGCGUGGCAAGGCCUGUUUCUGCCCUGCGCAAGCCGUCAGCCCUGCCAUGCUCUCUGUACUAUAAGCUCUCCUCCAAGAGUCCGUCAGCAAAAAAGAGGAAGAGUUGCUUUGUGUUGAAGGGCCACGGCCGGUUGGUUCCCCUUGUGACAGUGGCAGCUGCUCCACCAGUCCCUGCCCUGAACGGAGUGAUAAAGUGGUGGAGAGGACCCACUGUGCCGGGAGUCACUUCAUGUUGUGUGCUGUGGACUGUGUUGUUGUGUUCUGUCCUCUCCUCCGUGCUGCCUUUAUCCUGACCCACGGGACCCUUUUUGUUUUGUUGUGAGCAGGAGAAAAUGGCUAUCCAGGGGAGUGGACUCAAGAUGGGUCUGGCCAGUAGGCCUCCCUAGACUACGGUCUCUGACAGUUCCACAUACUAGUCUGGGCAGUGCUCAGACAAUGGCUGUUCUAGCCUGCUAUGCCAACUUGUGUUCCUGCCCAGUCACACCAAGCAAGUGCAAGCUGGGUUUUGGUGUGUGCCAUGUUGCCAGAAUUGUGCUCCUGCUGCGCCCUCCCCCCCACUUCCUGUGUGGUUCCCUGAGUCCACUGUCUCUUGUUUUCUCCUUGAGAUCAGGCUUGUGCUGUUGAACAGCAGCAAUGUUUCUUUUCCUUCUCUCCCUUGUGAGUCACUGCUAUGGGCUUAUCAUAAGACUGGCAGCCAGGGACAAGAUGCAACUUCAAAAGCAACUUCCCCCCCCCCUCUUCCUUUUGUUUUGGCGAAGGGCUAGUCUUGUUUUGUGUGUCACCCUGCCACCUGUUGUGUGUGUGUGGAAUUCGCACCCUUCCUUCUCCCUCUCCUAUGCAGUCCUUUACACUGGGCAACAGCAAUAAGAAGGCCCAGGACUAGGACAAACCUCUCCUUUCCUCUCCUGGCUUUUGUGAUGGGAUAGAGACAGGCUUACCCAACAUGCCGUUUGGGGCAUCUAAAUUGAGAUCCUUGUGAACUGCAGCUCCCUCCCGUGCCCCGUGCUUGGUAAUCCAGCCAGCAUCGCCAAGGCCUUUUGCAAAAUUGGCUCCUCUUCUGAGAAGCUGAACCCGUGGGGAUGACGUGUGCGUGGCCGUUGUGUGGCAAAGUAGGAUCAUCCGGUGAAAGGGAGACCCGGUUUGGGGAGAGGAAGAGGCCUGGCCUCUUUGUGCAGCCCCCACCUCCCCCUACCUUCAUCUCUAGAUUGCAGGGGCAUCUCCAUCUGAACCUUUAUUUUUGAGCGGAGUGCCGCUCCUGUCCACACAGGUAAUAAGUGAUGGUGGAAAAGCAGAAUGUCUUCAGCCUCCUAUCCUUGCCAAGAAAACACAAUAUUCCUCUUCAGCCCGUUUGUGUUUCCCCUGUUUCAAAGGAACGGCUUCUGCAGCUGUCUUGACCUGCACUUGGAAGUGCUAAUAGAUAGGAAAAAAAACACGCCUGCUCAGUCUCGCUACUAUCGCCAGAAAGCAAUGGUAAAAUUCUGAGAGGGUAAAAUGAGUUGUGCAACCGAAUGGACCACAAGUGUGAGCAGAUAUCAUUCCCGAUGUUUCCGUUUAAAACAAAACAAACAAAAAUCUUUGCAAGUAAAACAGAACACAUAAAGGGAAUCCUGGCUCACCUUCCCCCCCCCCCCUUCCCUUUCUGCUUAUUUUUUUUAAGAGUGGAGCUUGUUUGGCUAAAUUAGGUUCUGCACGCAUUUGCAGCAAGACAUAGCGCAGCCUACUUCACCAUUCUCGCGUCCUCCAUGUUCUACUGCAUUUCAGCUUCCUUCUGCACCAAGUAACCCGCAAGGGGCCAUGUGUGGACAGGUUGGUUGCCUGUUUCCACCACUCCGCUCCUCUCAGGCCACUGAGCUGUAAUGUCCCGCAGAGCAAGUGGAGCGAUCCCGGCUCUGGUUUCGGCUAGCCCAGCUUCCUCAUUGGGCCUUCCCAAAGCUGUUGUCAACGUGGCCUGGAUGGUAUAGAAGGGACGGGAAUGAACACAGAAGCCCCCAAGGAAGAAGAUGCUUCUCUCUCUGUUCCUGCAAGGGGAUCUCAGCAACCUCUUCUCCCUUUCCCUCUGUCUCCCUCGUAUGUUGUUUUAAUUUUUGUGUUCCUUCCUUCAAGAUUAAACAGAAACCGACAUCGGU